UCUCUUCAUUCGGUUUGCAGUUGUCAAUCGUGACGGUCACGAUUUCCGCGAGUGAGUUUUGUUUUUACGCACCAACCAAGAAGUCAAGUUCCAAGUGUGAAUUUGUUAGAAGAAAACUUCGGAAAAAACAAACCUCUGACAAGUUCUAGUUUCUGGCUAACGUCGCGAAAAAACCCGUUUUCUAGCUAUUCCGGUUUCCGUUCUAAACGUGCAUUGAUCCGAGUUGAUCUAUGGACAGCCGGAAGUGCAAAAUUCUACAUCCGCCUACUGUGCAUGGAUUUUAUCGGUGUGUGUUGUUGCUGGGUUCAGAUAAUUUUUUGAGAAGGUGACAAAAUAUUUACAUAAUAAGCAAACCAAGCAAGAGAGUUCCGGAUUAUUGUUUACACAUUUUAAAAUUUGAGUUAAGAUUUUGGUAGUGUUGCAAUACGGUUAAGCAACUUGUUGAUGGAAGAUUCCUAUGCGAGGAUUGAUCAAAAUCAUUGAAACUAGUCCUCAGCGACCUGGGGACAAAGUGCGAACUGGACCGCAAUCUGCCUGCACUGUGGCCAACGUGCCGCACCUCACCAAUACCAGCUCAAUCCGUCCACGGAUAGCUGAUGAUGUGAACGGGAACCAGCAAAAAGGCCACAACAGCCUGUGCAAACUGAGCCGUCGAACAGAGGCGGACCAAUUUGACCGACUCACGGAAGAAAAAGAAGCGAUACACGAGGGGCCUUGGUUUCCGUCAUCAGCAGCAGCAGCAGAACCCCGUCAUCGUCAUUAGCCGUCAGCCACAUCGUCAUCGUCAUCGUUAGUGGGAAACAUCAUCAGGCGGUUCUGCUUCUCGGGGUAGUCAGUUGGUUGUUGGUGGCCCUUUCGAAGAGAUUUCGGUGGCCCAUUGUCGUCGUCGUCGGUGACUCGAACGGGGGACCUUGUGGGUCUAGAUGGGUUCACGUUGUUUCGUGUGCAGUUUUUUGUGUGUGGUAUCUUAACGUUUAGCUAAGAUCCUUCCUCGUUUUGUGGGCUCAAACGCUUACAGCGACCGAAUCUAGAAGAUUAUUAUCCCAUCGAGAGUAGGAUUAGUUCGAGUGGGAUGAUGAGUGAAUUAUGACAUCGGGUUUCAGUUCGAUACAGAUUGCAAGAGGUUUCGGAAGGAAGCAAGCCUAAAUGCACAGGUACCCACAGUGAAUUAUGAAAAAAAGAGAAGAAUUGAUUAAGUGAUUUUAACCUGGAUAUCUUUGAAGCAAUAUCAAUUAGUGCGUGAAACAAAAAAUCUUCGUUAUCAAAAGGAUAAAGUGCGGACUGUGUUGUAGACUACAAUACUAGAACUAUAGUUGCAUCCCCUGACAAAUGACUGGUUCCCCGAUCAAAAUGGAGCAGGAUUCGGACCACGAGCAGCAAUUGCUCCGGCAACAGUACCAUCAACCUGCCGGCGGAAACAUUCCAAACGGAGUCCACGAGCUCACCGCCAGUUCCGACGUGUCGGUAUUGAGGGACGAAAAUUGUAGGCUUUUGACCACACUGCUCGAAUACAAGAAAAUGUUGGAAAACACCAAACUUCGCUACGGCACUAUGAAGCGAGAGUUCUACGCCGCCAAGAAGCGCAUGAAACGAAUGGCCAACAAGCUUCAGCUGACGGGAGGAGGAUCUGGGACAGUGAACAGCCGAGAUGGGAGCGAUAGUGGUGAUAGUAACUUGAACCCGGCCAAUUCAGGCGCGGGUGGUACACAGGUCGAUGACGAAAUUAGGAAAAAAUGGAAAGAACCGAAUCUCAAGGCUGCCGUCAAACUGAAGGCAGCCGUGGGAAUGCAGGCGUAUAGGUAUCUGAUACGGGACGGAGAGCUCCAACUGCCCAGCUUGAGGACCAUUUCCCGCUAUGUGGAUGCGCUGAAGAAGGUCGGGAUGAAACCCAAUUAUGAUUUUAAUGUACGGGACGAUGACUCGGUGGGGGGAACCAUUUUCGAAGAGCUCAACGAGGAUAGUGGCGAUGUGGAUCACAACCGGAAUCAGCACCAUCCGAACAGCGGUUCCGGGAAAUCGAACUCGCAGCAAACGUCCCGGGAUGUUUCGGACUCAGAGGAACCGGUCAAUUUUACUGAAAUGAAGUUUCGAGAACUACGCACUAUUGAGAUUUUCCGUAAUAUUUGA
Uranotaenia lowii is the source of this 2127-nucleotide messenger RNA. RefSeq lists its product as uncharacterized. The coding region runs from base 1330 to 2127 and encodes 265 amino acids. The transcript is spliced from 3 exons. The record is from RefSeq and is a predicted model, not a curated record. NCBI's taxonomy places the organism in Eukaryota, Metazoa, Arthropoda, Insecta, Diptera, Culicidae.